This is a messenger RNA of Pelobates fuscus (common spadefoot toad), 1937 nucleotides long. RefSeq names its product polypeptide N-acetylgalactosaminyltransferase 18 (gene GALNT18). Gene Ontology annotation, biological process: protein O-linked glycosylation. The record is from RefSeq and is a predicted model, not a curated record. Lineage: Eukaryota; Metazoa; Chordata; Amphibia; Anura; Pelobatidae. Gene Ontology annotation, molecular function: polypeptide N-acetylgalactosaminyltransferase activity. Gene Ontology annotation, cellular component: Golgi apparatus. Bases 79 to 1914 code for a protein of 611 amino acids. The transcript has 11 exons.
CUCUCCUGGAGGCUGCAGCCGGUCCCAGUGCGAUGAGAAGCGGCAGAGAGUGUGCUGAAGUCCCCGGGACCCCCCGCCAUGGGCUGCUCCCGGAAAGCCAAGCCCUUGGUGUCUACCUGUGUGAUCCUGAGCGGGAUGAGUAAUGUGCUGUGCCUGCUCUAUGUGGGCUGGGUCACCAAUUACAUGGCCGGGCUCUAUGUCAGGGUCCAGGGGCCCCCAGACUCCAAACAGGGGCCCCCAGAAAACAAGGCUCCCGAGGGGGACACACUGAGCAUCAUCCACCGGCUGGAGAGGCUGGAGAGCGUAAUUAACCAGCACAUACAAGAAGCUCCACAGAAACUGGAGGAAAAUGCGGAUGAUCCGUUUACGGACUCCUCCCUCUUCGCACAUUGGGGACAGGAUUUGAGCCCUGAAGAACGACGAACAGCUUUAAAACAGUUCCAGUACUAUGGUUACAACGCUUAUUUGAGUGACCGCCUACCUCUGGACAGACCAAUCCCUGACCUACGGCCAGCUGGAUGCAAGAACCUGACGUAUCACGAGAAUCUCCCCCAGGUCAGCAUCGCUUUCAUAUUUGUCAACGAGGCUCUGUCUGUGAUCCUGAGAUCGAUCCAUUCUGCCAUCGAACGAACGCCAGCUCACCUGCUCAAGGAGAUCAUUCUGGUGGACGAUAACAGCAACAACGAGGAACUGAAGUUAAAAUUAGCAAAGUAUGUGGAUGAAGUUAACCAGCAAAGACCUGGCUUCAUUAAGAUGGUCCGGCACAGCAAACAAGAGGGGCUCAUACGUUCCCGGGUCAGUGGUUGGAGGGCAGCAACUGCACCUGUCGUGGCUCUGUUCGAUGCUCACGUUGAGUUCAGUGUGGGCUGGGCUGAGCCAGUGCUGAAUAGAAUCAAAGAAAACCGGAAAAUCAUUAUAUCACCAUCAUUCGACAACAUCAAGUACGAUAACUUUGAGAUUGAGGGGUACCCGCUGUCCGCGCAGGGCUUUGACUGGGAGUUAUGGUGCCGCUAUCUGAAUCCACCCAAAUCAUGGUGGAAGAUGGAAAAUGCGUCGGCACCAAUCAGAAGCCCGGCUCUAAUUGGCUGCUUCAUCGUAGACAGACUGUACUUUGAAGAGAUUGGCUUGUUGGAUGAAGGGAUGGAGGUCUACGGUGGAGAGAAUGUGGAACUUGGAAUUCGGGUUUGGCAGUGCGGCGGGAGUGUGGAAGUUCUUCCUUGCUCAAGAAUUGCUCACAUAGAAAGAGCUCACAAACCGUACACUGAAGACCUGACUGCGCACGUCCGAAGAAACGCCCUCCGUGUGGCUGAAGUCUGGAUGGAUGAGUUUAAAAGCCAUGUGUAUAUGGCGUGGAACAUACCGCAAGAGGAUCCUGGCAUUGAUAUUGGUGAUAUUUCGGAACGGAAAGCUCUUAGGAAGAGGCUGCAAUGUAAGACCUUUCGCUGGUAUCUCGUCACGGUGUAUCCCGAAAUGAGAACGUACUCCGACAACAUUGCCUAUGGAGUGCUGCAGAAUUCUCUUAAAACAGAGCUGUGUCUGGACCAGGGGCCUGCGACGGACAACAUUCCCAUCCUCUACAUCUGCCACGGAAUGACUCCACAGAGUGUAUAUUAUUCGAGUAACGAGCAGAUCCACGUGGGUGCCCUUAGCCCAACCAUUGACGACGACGACAACAGAUGCCUGGUCGACGUCAACAGCCGGCCAAGGUUGAUCGAAUGCAAUUAUGCCAAAGCAAAGAGAAUGAAGCUGUACUGGCAUUUUAUUCAGGGAGGAUCAAUCCAAAACAAGAAAUCGAAACGCUGCUUAGAAUUGCAGGAAAACAGUGACAUUGAAUAUGGGUACCAGCUGGUGCUUCAGAAAUGCAGCGGCCAGCGAUGGAGUAUAACAAACUUUCACAAAAAUAUAACCGCCUAACUGGUGCCAGCAGACGCUAUAAA